CUAAUCAAAAUGUUGCAUAUUUGAGACAUAUUUAACAGCAAUAAAUAUGUACAUCGUUACCUUCCAGCUUGUCAGAUACAUAUGUACAAAUACGUUUUAUACUUGAUAACACAAAUUACAACGUCAGACGUAAAGUGAAAUCCUAACAGGCACUUACUUGUCCAUGUAUCUCAAAGAAGAGAUAGCAAAACUCACUUAAAUAUUUAUACAAACUUAUAUUAUUCUGGCUUCCGUUAUGAUUAAAAUGCAGGUAUUUCAUUUAGUGCCUUUCAUUUUUUUCGCGUGUUUUGGACUCUUUAAUUCAGUGGAUGCACAACAAUCGCCCGAAUUUUAUAACUACACCAUUACCAAAACCUGGAACAAUCAAACAUCCCCUGAAAACGCUAUGAUUUCCCUCUCGUUCUCGCUCGAACGUGACCCAGAAGGCCACCGUAGUUUAAAAAUUCACGUCCAAGCCCCAUUUUUCAACGAUCCAGUGGGUCCUACCAAUGCAACAGACGAGCCGUUUUAUGGUCUUUGGGACUUCGAAGUCGUCGAGGCAUUUUUUCUCGGCGAUAAUGACGAGUAUCUAGAAAUUGAGCUAGCACCAUCCUCCCACUACGUCCUCCUCUAUCUCAAUGGGUACCGAAAUGACACCGAAAUGUAUCUCCCACUUCGUCACUUUACAGCAAAAAUUGACAAUUCAACUACUCCUCCCAUCUGGACGGGCGAAGCUUUCAUCCCAGCAAAUUACUUCCCUUGUAACGUCACAAAAUUUAAUGCAUACGCGAUCCACAAGUCAGAUCCUAACAGGAGAUACAUGUCGCUGUUUCCUGUCGCUGAGGAAACUCCUAAUCCAGAUUUCCACUACCUUCCUGCAUUUGAAUCCGCUCCCUUCCUCUCCCAGAUUGUUAAUCCACUUUGUCAAACAUACCAGCACAAUGUCAAAACCACAUGGGAUGGAAAACCGUCUCCAGACAUGGCUGAAAUUUUCAUAUCUUUCUUCCUUCAGGAGGAAACACUUGAACAAAAUAGAUCGGUCCUCAUGGAAAUCAAUGCGCCAUUCUUUGAGGACCCGGCUGCCCCCGACGCCGGAACGCAAGAGCCAUUUCCAGGUUUAUGGGAGUAUGAAGUCGUCGAGGCGUUUUUCCUCGGGAACAAUGAUGAGUAUUUGGAAGUGGAAUUUGCACCAAGUGGUCACUAUUUGCUGCUCUACUUGGCAGGAUACAGAAAUGAUACGGGAAGAUAUUUACCCAUAAGAAACUACAUUUCUAAAGUUGUCAAUUCAACCGGAGAUUCGACAGGACUAAAACGGAGAUGGAUUGGAGAGGUAAAAAUCCCUGCCGAGUACUUUCCAUGCAAUGUUUCCAGGAUGAAUGCAUAUGCAAUCCAUAAAUCGGGUACAAACCGCAGCUACAUGUCUCUGUUCCCAGUGGAGGAGGGAGAGCUGGAAGGACCUGAUUUUCAUUAUUUGGAUGGGUUUGGAAGUUUUAAUUUGGGAGAGGAAGUGAAUUUGAUUUGUACCAGUACGCCACCGCCGUCGUCAACUCCAACGCCACCGUCAACUCCAACGCCAACGCCACCGUCAACUCCAACGCCAACUUCAACGUCACCGCCACCGUCAACUCCAACGCCAACUUCAACGCCACCGUCAACAACUACGUCAAUGUCACCGUCAUCAGUCGUCAGGAUUUUUGAUCAAUCAUUUCUGAUUUGCAUGGGGUUUUUGUUUAGAAUUUUGACUAUGGUGUGAUGUUCAUUUAUGCAUUAUGCAAUUUCUGUACAUUUAUCUUAAUGUAUAUUUAUAAUAUUGUGUGUGGAUGCAUGCAUUGUUUAAAAUUCUUGAAACGUUGCUAUUCUUUAUCGCGGUGAAUUCUGACCAAUAAAUAAAAAAGUACCAAAUGAA
Messenger RNA from Folsomia candida, 1885 nucleotides. RefSeq lists its product as uncharacterized. The record is from RefSeq and is a predicted model, not a curated record. The transcript has 3 exons. Bases 236 to 1732 code for a protein of 498 amino acids. NCBI's taxonomy places the organism in Eukaryota, Metazoa, Arthropoda, Collembola, Entomobryomorpha, Isotomidae.